Punica granatum (pomegranate) is the source of this 2885-nucleotide messenger RNA. The record is from RefSeq and is a predicted model, not a curated record. NCBI's taxonomy places the organism in Eukaryota, Viridiplantae, Streptophyta, Magnoliopsida, Myrtales, Lythraceae.
AACAGCAGAGCAGUGAGUAUUGCGGCAAUUCAGUUCCUCAAGGGUGCAGGGAAGAAGAUAAAGCAGCACACUGCACUGUCCUCUGCGCCAUGAACAUCAGCCAUGAGCGACUUGGAGUGAGCUCCUCGAUCAUCCAUUCAUCCUGGUCAUAUCGAUAGAGCAAAUGGUGGCAGUUCACCAGAGCGAGAACCAUUGAGAAAUGACCCAGCUUCUAUUGAAUUCCGUUCAUGGGACUCCGCUCUUCUGUUCUUUCCAUCGUCCAGUGAAGAUAACGAAGUUUCUUCCCCGAAUACCAUGCCACCACUUUGGUCAUAGGACUGCUUUUCCGAAGGAAUGCUUCACCGGGGUCCGGUCGUCUCUGCAAGGUAGUUUUGUUGCUGGAGAUGACGCCGUAAAUUCAGCUGUAAACAAGGCAUUAGCUAGUGAUGGAGACGAGUCAUUGGAUGCCUUACCACAUGUGCAAACUCUUCGAACAUUUCCUAAGGAGGAGCUCCAUGGCAAAGUUGUGAUGGUGAGGUUUGACUCUACCGUGCUGCUUCAGGAAGAUCAUGACUGGAGAAGUAUAUCGUUUUCGAAUGCUCUCUUCACCAUCAAAUAUCUACUUGAAGCCAGGGCUAGAGUGAUUCUUGUAAGUGACUGGAAGGAGAAAACAGAUUCAAGAUUUCACGCUCUUGAGUCCACUGCAGAGUACCUUUCAUCUAUUCUUAACUGCAAAAUAGUGCCGACACGCUGCAUUCCUUUCAAUAUGGAAGGUCUUGAGCAAAUGGAUGCCCUUCUCUGCGAGAACCUUUCUAAGUUUAGAGGGGAGGUUUCCAAUUCAUCAGAAUUGGCUGAACUACUAUCUUCGGGAGUCGACAUUUUUGUUAAUGACUCCUUCUCCCAGUCUCAUAAAAUUCUUGCAUCAACUGUUGCCAUUACGCGCUUUUGCUAUGCCUCUUUGGCUGGAUUUCACUUUGAGGAUAGCCUGUACAAUCUGAGGAAUGCUUCUGAAACUAGCAAACAACAUUACAUUGCUAUUAUUGGAGGGGCUAAUCUCUGCGACAAAGCACCUGCCUUACGCUUCUUGGCUUCUAUAUGUGAAGGUCUGGUCUUUGUUGGCAUGAUGUCCUUUCAGAUUAUGCACGCCCUCGGAUUGCCUGUUCCUUUAAACUUGGUGGAACAAGGCGCUCGUAAAGAAGCUCUAGAUCUGAUCCAGGUUGCAAAAGAUCGAGGAAUACCAAUUCUAUGUCCAGAAGACUUUUGGUGCAUGAAUAGUCAGCUACUAGGGCAAUUGAAAAUAUUUCCUGCUCAUGGAAUUCUAGAAGGUUGGAUACCGGUUGAUCUAGGGCCCAGAUCGCUGGAUGAGAUAAACACCUUGCUUACAAAAUGUAAGAAGCUCUUAUGGAUUGGACCUGUCAAAUUCAAGUUGUUCAGUCCAUCUACGAAUGGGAUGUCUGAAAUGGCUAGCAUGAUAAAUGAACAAUGCGCAGUUGAUUGUGACAUAACUGUCGUUGGUAGAACAGCAUGCAAAGCAAUGAUGAGAGGGUCAAGCUCAAUUGCUUCUCUUCAUCUAAUUGAGAAUGCCUGUGUCUUGUGGGAAUUUCUAAAAGGAAGAAAGCUACCCGGUGUCCCGGCCUUAGACCGGGCAUAUCCAUUUGUCAUUGAUUGGACAUCUGUCUACUGCAAACCAGCUCAACCCUUGUUUGUUGAUGUUGGAAGUGGUAAUGGAUUAUUUCUUCUGGAGAUGGGUAAAAGAAGGAAAGAUUUAAAUUUUCUUGGUUUAGAGAUCAAUGAGAAGCUUGUAAAACGAUGUUUGCUGUCCCUUCAUCAGUCCAGACUGGAGAACAGAUAUUUCAUGGCAACUAAUGCAACAUCAACAUUUCGCUCAAUAGUCUGUACGUAUCCUGGAGAAGUAGUCCUUGUUUCAAUUCAGUGUCCAAAUCCUGAUUUCAACAAGCCAGAACAUAGAUGGAGGAUGGUCCAAAGAUCAUUAGUCGAAGCAAUUGCCGACCUUCUUGCAUCCAAUGGAAAGGUCUUUCUACAAUCAGAUGUAGAAGCAGUGGCAGUGAGGAUGAAAGAGCAGUUUCUGAGAUAUGGCAGGGGAAAGCUUGUUCUUGUAUCGAAUCUGGAUGACAUCGAAAUCAACGGAAGAUAUUGGCUCCGGGAGAAUCCUUUUGGAGUUCGGUCAGAUUGGGAGCAGCACGUUCUCGACCGUGGGGCCCCUAUGUACAGACUGAUGCUCACAAAAUCAAGCAGCGGAGAAUGAACUGAAAUCUGUUGAAGUCUUCAGAAGGUGUCUUGACUUGAAAAUUGGAGCCAGUGAUUGCAUCUCAGAUUCUCAGAGGCACUUCACGCGGGGCUUGAAAUAAGAUGCAGCCAGCUCAAUGAGAAAAUAUAGCAAAACCUGCUACGUCAAUUGCAACUUAAAGCCUGAAAUCGAGGAUGCUUGCGUCAACCUACUCUUGGAGCCCAUCGGUGAUGCUAAAGGAGGUCAUUUCGAAGGCUGUGAUUUCAAAAUAUGGAAAUCUUAUUUGGUUCGAGCAGACCAGAAGGCCUCAAGGAGGGAAAGUACUUUUCGCUUUGACUGGAAUCUUGGAAGAGGAAGCCAAUGAAGCUUACAGAUUCCUGCCCCAUCAUAUAUCUUCUGUUUGUGUUAUGUACUGUCAUCAUAUUCAUUUGUUCGUCCUAAUAUGGCUGAACCGACAAUCGAAUGCUUCGACCUGUGCAAAUGUUUGUUCGCGUGAGAGGUUCCGAAGCUGCUGUUCAGCAAUGGAGUUUUAGUUCCAUUGACGUUGCUUCCAAGUUUUGGUCUUUGGCAUAUAUCUUCAUUUUUCUAAAUAUAUAUUCUAUACUGUUUUUGUAUUCUGGGCAUUCUGCAAUAUAAAAAAAAUGGACAUUUCCCAUUC